GGGGGCAGUAGCACUUUUUACAUAAAUUUGUGGGCCGCCACUGAAAAAAAGGAAACGAGAAGAAGACGACGCGCGCAAGCAAGGAGACGUCAUACGCGCGCGUUACCAUAAAGUAAUGACAAAUAUGGCGGUUGCAGGCGUCGUUGUUCCUCGCAGCUUUCGGUUGCUGGAGGAGCUGGAGGAAGGUCAGAAGGGAGUCGGUGACGGUACAGUGAGCUGGGGCCUCGAAGACGACGAUGACAUGACGCUCACUCACUGGAAUGGCAUGAUCAUUGGCCCGACCAAGACAGUCUAUGAAGGCAGGAUAUACAGUCUGAAAAUAGAAUGUGGACCCAGAUACCCAGAGUACCCCCCUCUUGUCCGCUUUGUGAACAAGAUCCACCUGAGCGGUGUACACAACUCAAAUGGUUUGGUGGACAUAAAGGCACUGACAUCGCUGUCCAGGUGGAAGACCUCCUACAACAUCCGCAUGGUGCUGCAGGAGCUCAGACAGCACAUGAUAAUGAAAGAGAACAACAGGCUGUCCCAGCCACCUGAGGGCCAGGUGUACAGCAACUGAGGCUCCUGGUGCUCACACUGUGUACACACACACACACACACACACACACACACACACACACAUGUCUCUCUCUCUCUCUCUCUCUCUCUCUCUCUCUCUCUCUCUCUCUCUCUCUCUCUCUCUCUCUCUCAACUCCCGCUUUGGGAGCCUCUGAUUGAACCGAGAGGGAUGUGUAGGCAAACCAGACCUCCUAACCCAGUGCCCUGUCACCACGGUGCAGACCAAACACCAUGAAACAAAAAUACUGUACAACUUGCUAUUGUUAUUUUUUUUAUCACCUUUGUGUACAGAUUGAAAAAUACCAAAGGACCUGAUUGACCGUACCAGUCGUGUGUGUGUGUGUGUGGAUCCUUCAUGCCAAGUGGGGGCUGUUAGUGCUGGGUACAUGGGUAUUGUAGUCAGGGAUUUCAAUCAAUUCGCUACACAGCAACACAAAUAUACUGUACCUGUAUAAGCCCGGCUAAAAUAUAGAUGUUAAAGGGGCAGUAAGUGUUUUUGGAAACAAUAGAUGUUUUGUAAAAAUCAGCAAAUUUUUCCUCCUGGUCGCCUGUCGGUUCUGUGCGCGCCCGUACAAAAUCUGGAUUUUCGGCUCAGCCAUUGCUCUGUAAAUUGAAAACAAUAUAAGUGGCUUGGGUCGCACAACACAACACUGAGUGCAGUUUGUAAACCUCACUCGUCAACACAUCAAGAGACCCGCUAGCGAGUGUCGCUGCAACUCCACGGUUUUGGCCUAGUGGUAAGCGUGCUUCGUCUUUCAGGCGAUGCUAGUCUCAAAUCUCCCAGGUUUUGCGAUCCCGACAAUGUGAAUUUCACGGGCCUUUCCUUUAAAUGAGCGCAUCUUUGGUACAUUGGAAUAAACUGCUACUAGACAUUCAGCUAUGUAUUUAUCAACAGGGCACUGCUGACUCAUCAUUCAUGCUCUCAGACUUGUCCUCAGUGUGCCAUAUGGUUCAUAGCCCUUUGUGAUGGUGAUUGAAUAUUAGCAGCCUUUGGGGGGGGGGGUGUCUUUUUGUUUGUUCUUUUUUUUUGUCUUUGGGUCGACUCACAUCUCCAAGGAGUUAUCUCCUCUCACAUACAGUGAAUUCCCACUGCACACAAUGUAUGGCUUGAUAUGUUUAUUUUAUAACAGGUUGAAUCCAAUCAGGGGUUUGUGACCUUUCGCAUGGUUUUAUUUGAAUUAAACGUUAUUACUUUU
This is a messenger RNA of Scophthalmus maximus (turbot), 1754 nucleotides long. RefSeq names its product ubiquitin-conjugating enzyme E2 variant 2. The transcript is spliced from 4 exons. NCBI's taxonomy places the organism in Eukaryota, Metazoa, Chordata, Actinopteri, Pleuronectiformes, Scophthalmidae. Gene Ontology annotation, biological process: protein K63-linked ubiquitination; DNA damage tolerance. The record is from RefSeq and is a predicted model, not a curated record. The coding region runs from base 116 to 559 and encodes 147 amino acids. Gene Ontology annotation, cellular component: nucleus.